This is a messenger RNA of Xiphophorus maculatus (southern platyfish), 756 nucleotides long. RefSeq names its product putative trypsin-6. Gene Ontology annotation, biological process: proteolysis. The transcript is spliced from 6 exons. The record is from RefSeq and is a predicted model, not a curated record. Lineage: Eukaryota; Metazoa; Chordata; Actinopteri; Cyprinodontiformes; Poeciliidae. Bases 1 to 756 code for a protein of 251 amino acids. Gene Ontology annotation, molecular function: serine-type endopeptidase activity.
AUGGCUCUGCUGAAGGUUCUGCUGCUGCUGGGGCUGGGAGUUUCAGUGAACUCAGAUGUUUCUCUGCAGAAGAGAAUCAUUGGAGGUCAAAACUGUGAUGACACAAAGCGUCUUUAUCACGUUCGGCUGGAGAGCAGCAAUGAUACUCAUAUCACCCGCUGUGGAGGAUCUCUGAUCCACCCUCAGUGGAUCCUAACUUCAGCUCACUGCUGGAAGGCUGAGCCAGGAUGGACUAACGUAGCAGUGUUGAAAGUUCAUCCACGGACUGCUGGGGAGCAGAGACAGAUUAUCCGACAAGCUCCUGUGAUUUAUAGUCAUAAUUUCCAGCACCAUGACAUCAUGUUGCUGAAGCUUGAGACACCAGUAACAGAUGUCCCACUUCCUCGGCUACCAGACCGCAGGUAUCGUCUUAGUAGAGGCAGUGUUGUUCAGCUGGCAGGAGAGGGAACAACAACCACCGGCCCCAACAAUCAACGAUUAACCCCCGAUGCUGCUAUUCCACCACAUCUUCAAUGUGUCAACAUGGAAGUUGUUGAUGUUUCCCUCUUCAUGCCAUUAACUGGGGCUAUAUUCCGUGCUAAAGCACCGAACAAGGAUGUCUGCUAUGGCGAUGAUGGUGGAGCAGCGAUGCUCAGCGACAUGAUUUAUGGUGUGAUUUCUUUUGGUGGAGCAUACUACGCAUGUCAGAGACCUGCUACAAUCUUGGAUGUGUGUGAAUACAAGGACUGGAUUAAAAGUAUUACUGGGCGUCAAUAA